CAGGGCCGGCUCUGUGGGCGGGCCGCCCUUCCCUCCCGAUGUGCGGGGAGGGGCACCCCAAGCCCGCGCAGCCUCCCUCCCUGCUCCCGGGGCGUUCCAGAUGCGGCUGCGGCACUGCAGGCGGGAGGACGACCCUCGCCCUCGAGGAAAGUGAGCCGAGUUAGCAGCGGUGUGGGGCCGCCGCGGUGAGCUGAGUUUCCCCUGCGCCCGGGGGUCGCGGGAAGUGAGUGCUGCAGAGCCUGCGGGACCUUGUCAGGAGGCGCCGGGCUCAGCCCCCUGAGCAAAGCGGCCGCCGGCGCCUCCCGCAUCUUCACGCAGGAGGCGGCCGGGCCGGCUGGGCACGGGCAGCUCCGCUCCUCUCCGCAGCGUCCGUCCAGAUUCUCCAGGAUUCCGGCAGGUGCGGUGUUGAAGAGCUCCCACAAGAGGGAAGGCUGCCCCCCAGGAUGGAGAAGACCAAGGCCCAGGACCCGGCCUCACAGGGGGACGAGGAGAAGGGCCCCCCCAGGAGCCACCAGUACUCAGUGGAGACGCCGUACGGCUUCCGCCUGGACCUUGACUUCCUCAAGUACGUGGACGACAUUGAGAAGGGCCACACCAUCAGGAGGGUUCCGAUCCACAGGAGGGCCAAGCAGACCAAGUUCAGCACUCUGCCUCGAAACUUCAGCCUCCCCAGCAGCGGCGAGCAAGCCCCAGCCGCCCCGCUCCCGCAGCGCUGGUCCCCCGCAGUGCCCAGGAAGGAGUCCCUGGGGCCACAGGACCAGAGCCAGCCUCCAGCACCACAGGGCAGCGCCGCCCAGGCCUGGGCCAGGGGCAGUGAGCUGAGCCACCCCAGGAAGGCCCAGCUGGCUGAGGCCGCUGGGCAGGGGGACGACACGAUGCCUGGCUGUGCCAGUGCCCGGCCGCAGCUCCUGCGGGCAUCCAGCAUGCCAGCCACACUGCCACCUGCCAGGGGCUCAGAGGCGUCCCCUGCACCCCCAGCGCCUCCUCCACUCCAGGACACAGGCAGUGCCUGGGACAACGCCUUCAGGCCGGCAGAGGGAUCUGCAGAUCUCCCCAGCCCCAGGCCAGGAGCAUCGGCUGGCGAGACCGUCAAGGAGCCUGGGGACUGGGUGCUGGGGGCCCCCAAGGAGGCCGAGCCGCCAGCUGGAGAGGAACAGGCUCCAGACCGUCCGUCUCUCUCCUUCCAGAACGCACAUGUGGUCCCGGAGGACGGGAGGGGUGAAGGCCAGGCACUGGCAGUGUCCACGCCGGGCUCCUCCACCCCGAGCCCCCCGCCUCUGCCGUCUCCAGUGCCCGAGAGCGAGCUGGCUCUGGCGGAGAUAGAGCUGAGCAUCAGCGAGCUCCCGCCUCCACCACCACCCCUGGAGAUGGCUGUGCGGAGUGUGGGUGUGCGGGUCACCGAGGAGGCCCUGGGCCUGGGCGACGGCCUGGGCCAGCAGCUCCGGGCCCUGCAGGACGAGCUGGCCAGCCGCGCUGAGCAGCUGGUCAGGGUCCAGGCGGCCCUGGAGGCCAAGGAGCAGCGGAUUCGCGAGCUGGAGGGCGCAGUGGCCCAGCUGGAGGAGAAACUCGGCGCGGAUGCCCAGGGCUCCCAGGGCCGCGUGGACUCUGCAGUGAGCACCGAGCAUCUGUGUGGCCUGCACCGUGUGGACACCUGUGACAAGGGCGUCGAGGUCGCCCUUCUGAGCCCCAUGGACUCUGGAAGUUGGAGAGCCCUGGGGGAGGAGGGCGGCCCUCUCUGGGUGACAGACAGUGCCCCACCCACGGACCAGCGCCCAGCCCAGCUGCCCCUGCCUCAGGGACCCGGGACUGCCCCUGCCUCCCCCGUGCGCGGCUGCCUCUCCGUGGAGCUCAGGAUCGAGGAGCCAGGGCCGGCGCAGGAGGAAGGCCUAGCAGCGGAGGGCACCACAGACAGCGACGGGGAGACUGCGCCUGCAGCCAGGGAGGAGGCUGGCUCCCAGCACCAGGGGGCGCUGCCCGGGUCCCCGCCGGAUGCCGCCCUGGGGCAGUAUGUGAGGAAGAUCCAGGAGCUGCUGCAGGAGCAGUGGAGCUGCCUGGAGCACGGCUACCCCGAGCUGGCCAGCGCCCUGCGGCAGCCGGCGUCCCGGCUCAGUAACAUCCGAGGCCAGCUGCUCAGCUCGCUCAGCCUGCUGCUGUCGGCCUGCGCGGCCCAGGGCCCCCCGCAGGAGGCAGCGGGGCACCCGGCUCCCUCUCCAUCAGCCCCGGCCCCGCCGGCCUCCGAGCUCUCCCCGUCGACCAGCCUUAAAUCCAUAAUGAAAAAGAAAGACUGUGGCUUCCGCGCAGGAGGCAAUGGGACCAAAAAGAACCUUCAGUUUGUUGGGGUUAACGGUGGCUAUGAGACCACCUCCAGCGAGGAGACCAGUGGUGAGGACAGCUCCCCCGAGGACCUGUCUGACAGCGAGGCUGAGAAGAAAUGCAGUGACCUAGAGUGCGUGCAGGAUGGGGACGCCCCCUCGCAGGGCCACCCUGAGGACACCUGCAGCACAGCCCGGGAAAGUGGGACCGAGGAGGGAGCUCCCCACUCCAAGGCUGAGAGGUGCAAACCCUCGGAAGAGUUCCUCAGCGCAUGCCGGGCCCUGAGCCGACACCCGCCAGAUGCCACAGCCGCCGACCCGCUCCUGGAGCGAAGCUUGAGCACCUUCAGCCAGGAGUGGUUCCGCGUGUCCAGCCGGAAGUCGUCCAGCCCUGCCGUGGUGGCCGCCUACCUCCUCGAGGUGCAGCCGCUCUCGCCGAAGCUCCUGGAGCUGCUCGUCAACCUAGCGGACCGCAACGGGAACACGGCGCUGCACUACAGCCUGUCCCACGCCAACUUCCCGGUCGCCAAGCUGCUGCUCGACACAGGCGUCUGCGCCGUGGACCGCCAGAACAAAGCGGGCUACACUGCCGUGAUGAUCACGCCCCUGGCUUCCGCGGAGACCGCCGAGGACAUGGCCGUGGUCCGGCAGCUCCUCCGGGAAGGGGAUGUGAACAUCCAGGCCACACAGGGAGGCCAGACGGCGCUCAUGCUGGGCGUCAGCCACGACCGCGGGGACAUGGUGCGCGCGCUGCUGUGCUGCCAGGCGGACGUCAACCUGCAGGACCACGAGGGCGCCACAGCCCUCAUGCUGGCCUGUCGCCACGGCAACGCAGACCUGGUGCGGCUGCUCCUGGCCCAGCCGUCCUGCGACAGCAGCCUGGCCGACAAGGCCGGCCGCACAGCUUUGUCCAUUGCACUGCAGUCGCCGGCCCACACGGAGAUUGCGGGGCUCCUGCAGGCCCACGCGGAGCAGGCCGGGCGCCCAGGGCCGGAGGGGCCGCAGCAGAACUGAGGCUGGGACAGCCGGCACCUCUUGGGGUGCGUCCCACCGAGAGGAGUCCGCUGGCCACGUCCCUUCGAUGGAGCCGCCGGGCUUCCCCUGGGGUCACACCCCCUGCGGCAGUUCUGCCCGGGCUCCCGCUCCACCCUUGGGCCCAGGGCGCCCGCCCGGGCCCAGCCAGGGGAAGCGGUCGGUGCACUGUCCAGUGAAGUGCACAGACACGCCCCGUGCAAGAGGCCUGGGAGAGUCUGAGCGGACUUCGGGGCACCGUGGGGACCCUGGGGUGUCCCCUCAAGGACAGGGCUGGGGAAGC
Molecule: messenger RNA, 3627 nt
Organism: Chinchilla lanigera (long-tailed chinchilla)
Lineage: Eukaryota; Metazoa; Chordata; Mammalia; Rodentia; Chinchillidae
Gene: Kank4
Product: KN motif and ankyrin repeat domains 4
Biological process (GO): negative regulation of actin filament polymerization
Cellular component (GO): cytoplasm; cytoskeleton
Molecular function (GO): protein binding
Source: RefSeq, a predicted model, not a curated record